Portunus trituberculatus (swimming crab) is the source of this 9095-nucleotide messenger RNA. RefSeq names its product endochitinase A-like (gene TP53INP). The transcript is spliced from 4 exons. Bases 1332 to 2276 code for a protein of 314 amino acids. Gene Ontology annotation, cellular component: autophagosome; nucleus. The record is from RefSeq and is a predicted model, not a curated record. Lineage: Eukaryota; Metazoa; Arthropoda; Malacostraca; Decapoda; Portunidae. Gene Ontology annotation, biological process: positive regulation of DNA-templated transcription; autophagosome assembly.
UGCGUUUUAUUUCAGGAUGUGUCCCUUUACACCUGCCUUCCUCAGUUCAUGCCAUGAUCGACUCUCGUGAAAUGUAGUCACGGUCAGGGCGUGUCAUCUACUCGCGGUCAACAGGAAGGACGCUACUCUCUCCUUCCGUCCCCGUCAUGGGUUGCUAUACGCUUACUUUGUUGAUUAUCAUGGCUUCGCUGAUAAUUACAUGAUGUGACAUGUUUGGCUUAGCCUUUCAAUAAAUAGUCUUAGCAAUAACUAUGAUAACAAAUGUCGCCGAGGCAACAACAAGGGAAACUUCUCCGCAAAUGUCAUCAUGAACCUACAAAAAAAAAAAAAAAAAAAAAAAGCUAUACUAUUAAACACCAUUUAUGCUAACAGGUCCUAGGGAGCAACUAAAUUUUAAGUCUGAAUUACAAUAAAGUUUGUGAACGUUUAUUAUUAGUAUGUACUACGCACCAGCAGACAAAAUAAGAACGGGAAAAUUUUAAAUCCUGUCUUCUUUGUUUGGUUGUCUAAGUGUUGCCACCAAAGAGCUUUACAUAUAUUUUCUCUCGCUAUUCACGGAGACAUAUCUUUAUCGUAUCUACUUGUGUGGGGGUACUUUUCAGGCAGAACUUUAAGGCUUGAGGCAUCUAUAUACAUUAUAACAACAGGAAAGGGCAACAAUCACGUAUACAUAAUGACAUCAUCUCUCAACGACUCAAACUCACACAAGUAUAUACAAGUACACGCAGGUGCCACAUACUCGGAUGUUGGAACAGAGUCCUUGGAGAAAACAAAAGACCAUAACUUCCAGUCACCUUUACUGUGCGUCUAAGUUUAUACAACAUACUUGUCUUAUCUCAGUUUUGCUUUAAGUCUGGAAAUCUUAAAUAUUCCAUAAAGUAAACAAGGCUAUACGUGGCAUACUGAUAUUUGGUCACGUGACAAGGAUCAGCUGAGAAGUGUCAACAAAGGAUGGGUGUCCUUCUUCUCUCUUUUUUUAGUGUAUUUGUCAGAUCAUGUAAUUUGACGAAUAAAGCAUCCCGUCACCCGAUUUAAACUAAAAAAUCAUUCUCAUCUUUUUUAAUAUGAGUGUGCAUGUGACAUCAUUUGCUAUCAUAAAGCUUUACUGACGAAGCUUACCAUUUUGUGAAAUGGAAUAUAUUAGCUGAACGAAAGCAAGUGGUACGAGAUCUUAUAAGAAUAGCGACAUAUGGCAAUUCAAACAGCUGAGCGAGCGUUUGCCUGGGUGAGAAGGAAGAGGAGUGGUGGAGCUACGGCCAUCCAGUAUUGAUCUGUUGCCUGUGUGGAUUCAUUUCUGUGGGGAAAUUACUUUGCAUCACCUGCCGAGAACAAUGCUUGCCAACUUGACAUCACUGAUCUGGGGCAGUGGAAAUACUGCAGUCACUGCUACAACCACCACUACCACUGUUACACCGUCUCCAGAUCCCAGCAGCACCACCACCAGCACCACAACCACCACUACCAAGGAUGCCUAUGAAGAUGCACCAGAAGAGUUCACAAGCUUUAACAUUCGAGCCACAACACCCACAGAUGAGGAAGAAGCUGACUGGGUCUUAGUUGACAGAGCAGAGGUUGGCGAGGCAAGUUGUGGUGGUGUGGAUACGAUAGGGAGCGCCACAGCCACCUCUUCAUCAGCAUUGACUACCACCGUCACUUCAAGAGCAGCAAUCUCCGCUCCAGUACCACCAGUUUCUCUGGGAGGAGAAUGGAGUGAAGGGGGAACGCAAGAUUGUUGGCUCAUGACCCCACCACCGUGCUUCACACGUUCACAGCCGGCUCCUCUUGCCUCUUCAUCUUUAGAAAAUUUAUUAAUAGAGCAUCCCAGCAUGUCAGUCUACUUGCCACGCCCCACCUACACCAGUGCUGCCACCACAAGAGUAUUUCCACAGCAUGUUGUAGCUCACUCCACACCAUCUUCCUGUUCUCCUCCCUCAGCUUCCCCAUCCUCCCAGCCAGCUGUGAUGGAGAGAGAUGAAUCUCCCAUGAAAGAGAAUACAGAGAAUACUGUUGAGGAAGUUGAAAACCAAGUGGCAGAGGCUCCACCAGCAAGAGGAGGGGUAGCUCAGAGGGCAUCUAGUCUUCUACGAGCUAUUGAUGUACUCAGACCAGCACAAAAGGCUCAGCGAAGACGUGAGGAGCGGCGCCUAAAACGCACGGCCCUUGAACGCAGCAACAAGGUGAGAGAGGUUGCUGCUGCCAGCAACAAGCGCUCUAAGAGGUGUGAUAUGAUGGCUCCAGGAAAGUUCUCUCGUGCUGUCAACAACCGCAAGUGUUAAUUGUAGGAAGACGUGCAAUAGAUGUGGAAGCUUUUCAUAAAACUGAAUCUCACUACCAAGAUUUUAUGAAAACACUUUCAUGCAAUAGUUUGACCAACAUUGGGAACUACUUGAUUGGGAAAUUUAUUCAGUGAUAAAUAAUAAGUGUUAAAAGUUACCUAUAAUGAUUGCAGCUUUCACAUGGUCACAAUGUUAAGUUCAUCUCAUUUUAUAUUGAUGUGUCAUUUUAUUUGUUAACAAUCAGAGCUGGAUUCCAACAGCAGACUUGGUGUUGAAUCUGGCAAGAUGUGUUUGAUUUGCAUGUCUGGAUUUUGGAUUCCAUACUUUGCUCAGAUCACGUCAUUGUUUUAAUAUAUGAUUCUGUAAGGAAUAAGAAAGUUUGAUGUGUGUCAUCUUAACAUUCUUUGAAUGUAUGAUCUAUAUAUGAAUGACAAGAAUCACAUUUUUAAGAUGCUACCCAUUAGUUGCUGUUAUAAAGUAUAUUUUUAUUUUAGACAUCCAAGUUCCAGUAAUCAUUUAUCAUUGUGAGAUGGAUUUGCUUUAAAAAUCGUGUUUUUUGCUUAAGCUAAGAGGAAUGUAUGUCUACAAGUGUGGAUGACUUCUGUUUUAAGUAAGCAUAGCUUGAGUUGAAGUAGUCAGUGAAGGAAGCAUGUAUCAGCCAGUAAUCUUUUUUUUACAAAAAGAUAUCAAUAUAUACUAACAUCCUGUGUGGUUCAUAUUGUCAGGAUGUUGCCCAAUUCACUAUGAUCGUUGUUUCAUCUUUAUUCUCCUUCUAGACAAGUUGCCUUAUUUUCUAUCUGUUUAUUGGGAUAAAUGAUUCACAUGGCAAGACUAAUGCAAUCUACCUAUCUUGAUUAUAUCAUUGAUACACUCUAUAUAAUAGUCUACUUUUUCUAAUCACAUACAGUACUUAUUUGGCUAUCUUAUCUACCUAGUAACCUUGUUUACCCAUCUCAUCUUGAUUUUUAAGUAUGCCAUCUUCAUAUUGCUUAGAGAUUGCUUUUUUUUCCUUUGGCAGUAAAGAGUAAAAAAAAAAAAUAAAUAAAAACAAAUACAUAAAUGAACACAAAAAAAUAUAUAAAUGAAAUAAGAUAGAAUUAAAUAAUAGCACAAACAGUCCAUUAAAUUGUAUUGCUUCAUAAUCCCUGUGUCAUGGAUUUCAUGGGUUAGAAUUCCAAUCACAUUACUAACUGGUGCUGAAUGACAAACAUCCAAUGCUUUCAGUGUACUUAAUAAAAUUUGGCUCGUGGUGUGCAUGUCUUCCUCCACUGGCUUAGUCAGUUUAAUUAAUCUCCAUCUGCAAUUAAUGUUAUGAAGAGAAAGUAGCAUAUGAAUUAAUGUUUUUGUUUAAGAUUAACUUUUUUGGCCAGAAAUUUUUCUCAAUCAUUGUUCUGGCCAUUCCAUUUUUGUUGUUGUUCCAUUACAACAAAUAGGUCAGUGUUAUAAAAGAUGUGUCAUCCUACCAGAAAUCACAUAAAAAUACAGUAGUAGCAGACUUAGUAGAAUUACUGACUCUGAGGAAGUUACUGAAUGUUGGAAUAUAUGGCUUUCUGAAAAAUAUAUAAAACUCAAUACUUAUUGCUGUCUAUGGUGAUAAAAUCAAUAUUUACUUAGUUUUUUUUUUUGCUAUUAUUAUUAUUAUUAUUAUUAUUAUUAUUAUUAUUAUUAUUGUUAUUAUUAUUAUUAUUAUUUUUUUUUAUACUGAUAUCAAAUUUUGACUAUUUCUUGACCCAGAGUUUUUAAAAGGAAGCCAAUCAAGUCUAAUGUAAGUUUGUAUACCUAAUUACUUUAAAUCUACCUUAGGAAUAUAACAGCUAUUCUGUGUAUCAAACUGUAAAUGCAAUGUAAAGUUACGCUCAUGGUUUAUAGGUGGAAACAGUCCAAUCACAGUUAUACAAUUUUUUUUAAUCAUGUACACAUGAAAAUAGAAAAUAUGGAGACUGCAAAGAUUCAGUUGACCUUCAUUAGGCAGCCCCUGACAACUUAAAACUUUCUAUCAGUUAUCAUUAUCUGUGAAAGAAACAAAGAAAUAUGGCUAAAUAAGUAGGUGCUUUAAUCUUUGUAUGCAAAAUACUGAUAUUAUUUGUAAAGCACAGCAAGAGUUUUAGACUAUUUAUGGAAUCCUUGCAUUAUGAUAUCUCUUAUGAUAUUGAUAUUUUAUCUUCCAGAUAUUUUAUGUUUUUAUCUAUUCAUAUAAGUUAUUUCAAAAGCAUCUUUCCUGUGUAUGUAAUAUGUGGAAAAGGUAUCUAAGGUAGAUGUACAGAAAUACAUCCAUAUAUGAUUUAGCUCAGAAAAAUAUGCUGCCUAUGUAGUCAUAGUAGUACUUGUAAAGAAUCUGAAAAAAAGUUUUUAAAGUUUACUCAUAGAUGAAUUAUGAUGUAAUAUGUAUAGAAAUUUUAUAAAGAGAGGAAUGUAGAAAAAAAAUGUGCUCAUAGAUCAAUCAUAUAUACAGUGAUGUUAUGAAGAGAGGAAUGAAGAAGACAAACAUGCUCAGAUUAAUCACAAAAGGAAAGACAGUGAUGUUAUGAAGAGAGGAAUUAAGAAGACGAACAUGCUCAGAUUAUCACAAAAGGAACAUGCAUAAUAAUUUUAUGAUGCUAGGAAUAAAAUCCAUUAAAAACCUAACAUGAGAUCAGUGGAACUGUAGCACCACAAGUUCAGGAAAUUUAAUGUACAAAAAAAAAAAAAAACUUAAAUGAGAUUGCAUAGGUAUUAGUGAAUACAUUUAUACAUAUGAGCUUUUCCUCCAAGCUCCUUUCUAAUGAUUAACUAAGAUUUGAACGAAAACCUGUAAGGAAAGUGUAUUGUAUAUGGAAGGUACACAGUUGAUGAGACACUCAAAGCUAAUACAUUUUUUUUGUUGCCAUACUAUAGAAUUUACUCAAAUAGAAUCCAGUUUACAAGUCAUUGGAUUAGUAAGAGUUUGAUCUGCAGGUGAUUCAUAGAAGCCUUGAGAAGAUAAAGUGUGUGCAUAAAAUUUAUUGACAGAAGUUUGUGAUCAAGAAUAGUCAUGGUUGUUUGAUAAAUAUUUUCAGUCUGUGAAGUCCAAGUAAUACAGAUAGUACAAACCAAUAUUAUUUAUACUUUUUCAAAAUGAACACAUAUUUCGCUCACCUAAGUACUGUUCUGGCACUCUUAUUUGAUCUAGUUGCUCUAACUAUCAAUUAUCUAUGUAUGUAGUUAUAAGGAAAGCAAGAAAACUAUUUUUUGUGUAUAUCUCCUUGAGGCAACUAUCAAAGGAACAUAAGAUAUACAUAAAAUCAGUACUUAAGAGUAUACCCACUGGAUCAGAUCUUUACCUGAAAUUUGUAUCAUGUAAACAAGACAAAUGUGAGCAUUUUUAGAGUUAAGAUGAAACAAGUAUACUUUGCAUAUGAACUAAUUAGAUAGAUUAUGUCUUGGUGGGAAUGUAGAGCGAGACCUAAUCUGGUAUAUUUUUUCUUUUCACUUUUUCAGUUCUCUUUGGUGAACAAGAGGUGAAUAAUUUAAUAAUGCAAAUAUGGAGGAUACAGUGUGUUGCUAUAGUGAUAUUCAAAGUUAGUAAUGAACAUCUACGCACAGUUAUCAUCUUAUUUGUAUAAAUCAGACCUCUAAAUUUAUAACAUCAAAGUUCUUUACUAGGAGACCAGAGUAGUGUUGUCUGAAAAGUUAGAAAUCUCGACUUGGAACUCAUCAGGUUUUGCAGAAGGGUUAUGUCAAAGAAACACAUUGAUUGUAAAGAGUAUUUGUGAUUUAAACUGUCUGAUAAAGAUUUUUAUAGCAGAGUUGAUGCUUUUGGCCUGGGUGAACUCCUCUCAAGAGAUUAAUUGGUGUGGUGAUUCAUGUAAAAAGUUAAAUAUAUCCCAAACUCAUUCUCUAUGGCUAGUGCACAGUGAAGAAGAAUAAAAAAAAAAUAGUAAACAGGAGAUGCAUUAGAAUUAGCUGAUUCGCAUGAAUUUUAGUAUGUAUUAGAAUAGGUUUUCAGUGAGGUAGUUUUCAACAGGGUAAGAGUGUCAGUCUACAAUCUUCCACUUAUAUUUUGAUAAGAAUUGGGUACAGUAAUGGACUGUUUCAUUAAAAAGUUGACCUAUUAUUUUCAUAAUUUUUCGACUGCAUCACCUAUUUAUCAUAUGUUUGUCAGUUCUUGAGUUCAAUGUGAAUACAAAUAAUUAUCAUAGAUGUGUAUGACUAUAUUUAUUGGCAUAGAUUUUGAAGCUAUAUGAUUAUUUGAAUUAUAUUUUGUAUAAGUUCAUUACAUAAUUUUGGCCUACAUGCAAUGUUAAGUAUGGCUGGUGUGGAGUUAUUUCCAAGGGCAAAAGAAACAAGACAUUUUUCCAACAAGUUCUUUUAUUCUUUGAUUUAUAGAGGUAAAGGAACUGGCUGAGGCUAAGGACUACGUAUACCCAAAAGUAUUCCUCUGUGACCUGAGUAUAGUAUGGUACAGAGCUACUGUGGUUGUGGAGCCACAUUUCUGGUGUUCUUCCUGGGCCCAGAAUAAGGAAUUUUCCUUGAGCUUGGGGUUCUGUGAUCCUUCCCUUGGAUCCAUAGGGGAAGAAUUUGGGGUCUGGCUUCAGGUCUUGGUCAGUCCCAGUGAGCAACGUAAAUCUAGUAGUAAAAGGGACCAGUCAGAUAAUGUUCUUUUUUCUAGUCAUUGAAGAGUACUCUACACUAGCCAUACUUGACACCUUAUUAACUGCUGCCUACUGAAUCUGUUGUUAGUCUUCACACUGUAAUUUGAAUCAAUGUGUUGACACAUUUGCAGCUGUAUAACUUCCAUGAGCAUAUUGACACAUGAAGAUCUGCUCUUAGUUUCUUAAUGAACAUUGAACAGUAGACCUUUAAAGUCGUCACUUAUAUAGAUCAUCAAUAUAUAUGCAAGUACUAAGACCUAAUACAUAUAUAACCAUCACUCAGUGACAGUUGUUGAAAUAUAACAUUUUCAUUAUCUUCACCGCAGCUCAGCCACAAUAAAUGUUCCGGAGUAGUAUCUUCCAGAGUUACAUCAUAUACACACACAAACACACACACUCAUGUCAGUCAUAAUGCCUGAUGUCACAGCAAGCAAGAUGGCGUCCAUUAUCUCUGGUGCAUCUCUCAUUAUACAUUCAUCCUUAGUUGUGAUAUAGAUGUUUUAGAGUAUCUCCUAGCAAAUGCAACACAUCAUAUGCAUGUGCUGACUUCAUAUGAGCAAAGACAUUGUGAGUGUGCUAGAAAGGAACAUAAAUUAGGUAGUACUAUUUCUGAAUGGGAAUUUACAUGAACAAGUGCUGUGUGCAAGUAAAUGUGGUUUGCAGUAGGUAUAAAAUACUUUGUGGACAUAAUUGUGCAUUUAUUUAUGAAAAGUGUUUUGUUGAAGAGUUACUUACAUUGCAUAAAAUUUUACAGAGUCAUUUUUCCACUGAUGGUGAUGUAGGGGCUAUGUGGUAUAAUAAUUUAAACACUUGCAGUACUAGACAGGGAUUUUUGCUUGCUCUGGUCAUGUUUAGAUUUAAUAAUCCAUUAAUAUAUGAGCAUUUCAUGCCACUCACCCGUGGGCCAGUUUUUAUUAGCCAGCUAAUGACCUGCUCAUAGCUCACAGGCUUGUGCUGGAGUAGUGAGCCAUUGGAUAUCUGUAGCCAUACCACAUAGGAAGAACCUGUGCUGUCUAAUGGCAUAUUAGAAAUGGCAUGAAUGUGUGUGUCUGUAUAAAACUGCAGCUGCUUUUGAAAGGUGUUAAUAGUUCACUGCUAUAUUUUUUUCACUUGUCAGAAAACUCAGUGAGAACCUUAGGAUUAAGGAAAAACUAUAAAAAUGAUAAAAUGAAAAAUGUGUAUAUAUAAAAAAAUGUCUUUCAAUAUUGUGUGGAUGUAGUGCACAUGCUUGUUGUAUGAAAUAGUAUGUUGUGUAUGUGAUCUUGGAUGAUUAAUGUAAUGGUUUGUUGUCAUUCUACCAUGACAAAAUAAUACUUACACUGCCACUUCUUAAAGUGAAAAUAACAGAACAUAUUGCAAAGUCAUCAGAAAUGGCAUUUUCAAUAGUGACAUAGAGUAGUAUUUAAUGUGUAUAUGCAUAUGUAUAUAUGAAAGGAGCCUGAAGGUUUGGGUUAAAUAGAUCUCACAGGUUAUAUAUGUAUACCUAUUUACACUUACACAUGUAAGUGGAGUACCUAAAUGAUUGCUGAUUUGAGUGCAUAAUUUUGUGAAUGUUUAUUAUAAAAGUGUUGCUAGUAGUGCCUCUGUACACUACAUUUUGUGAAUGAUUGAAAUAUAUAAUAUAUUAAAUUUUGUAUCACCUUAGUGAAAAUGAGAAUAUAUAAUGCCAGCAUUUUGAAAGAAACUGUAAAAUACAAUCUCAGUCUUGUACAGGUAAUUUUAGACUUGUUGGCUGUACUUGUAUAAAUAUACAUAAACAGCUCAGGGACUCUGAAGAGUUUUAUCUUCAUCACAAUGAAACUUUCUUUGUUUUAAAAUUCAUUGCUGCUACUUGCCUUUAUCAUCCAUAUACCAUAAAAGAAAUCUAGGAAUAUAGCAACAACCAUCUGUAAAUGAUAUACUUGAGAGUUACUCUUGUGAAAUAACCACAUGGCUCACAAAAAUAAUGAAGAUGCAUAUUUAGAAACUAUAGUGUUUCUUUUAAGGCACAAAUUAUAUGAUUUGUUAAAUAGGAAAUGUGCUGUGUAAUGUUUGACAGUGUGACUAAAAUUUGUGUAAAAACAUUUUUGUGUAAAUAAUGUAUAAUAUUUUUGAAGCAACUGUGAAUUAUUUUAUUUAUUAGUGUUUGAAAUUAAAGCACUGUCUCAUAUUCAUUAUAACCAAAGUUUUUGAUUCAGUCACUACCUUUCAGAAUAAAUUUCAAUUUUUA